AUUGAAUCCACCGGUCCCGCAGCCCGGAUUUCUCCCCUCGACGAUAUCAUUCAGCGCAUGUACCCCACGUUUAUACAACAGCGGGUUCAAGAAUCCGAGCGCCGGUCGGCCCCGGGCCAGCCGUGCGUCGUUGAGGAGGGCGACGAUUCCCGCGAAGGUCGGGGCUGAGGCCGAGGUGCCGCCAAUGGUGAUCGGGCUCCCCUGCCAGUAGAUGGAGAACUUGUGAGAUUGCGCCGAAACGUCUGGGAUCCCCUGUGCAGAGCCUUCGUCAGUGGGGUGUGUAAUCGUGGGCCAAGGAAAGGAAAGCUACUCUUCCGCCCCUGGACAUCGGAGAUGAGCUGCUGCUCCAUGCCAAGUGCGCGACUGCCAAACGCACCGAUUGAACAGUCCCUCGUACGUCUUGGGGGGAAGCUUGUGGAGAUAUCUCUCGACAGCCUUAUGCUGAUACGCUGGCCUGAAUCAGGUCAGUGACUGCCGCAUAGAGCCAACUGUGGCGCUUACCUCUCAAAGUAAUCGCUGAAACCGCCGCCACUGAAAGCGGCCGCCACCUCUGGAAUACCCAUCGUCCCACCGACCGCAGUCACACUUCGAUUUGUCAGACGACAUCCCGAGCGAAGAACAGACAGCGCGCACUAGGGACAGGAGCUGAUUGUCGAUGGCGUGAGGCUAACAUCUGAAUAAUCAUUCAGCCACUCACGCUGGGAACGCUGGGAUAAAUCUAGACAUAUCAGCAUCUUGCAGCCCCAAUGACAACCCAUCGACAGACACACACACCUUGUCCGAUGCCUCGUCGUACUGAGACAUUGCUGUGACUCUGCUUCAGGAUCUCCGUCCCCGACACCGUAAUCUCCGCUCGCAAAUAUCACCGAGACACCUCGACAGCCUACCGUGUGUGCGGGUGUUAAUGCGCCCGGGUGGCGAGACAGCACUCGCACCUAGUUCGGCAAAGCGCUUGCAGACGCGUCGUGCGUAAGCACUGGGAACUGCACCCGGAUUCAGUAGCUGCGCAUAUCCGCAAACGGCGACGGACCGGUCUGCUCGUCGUCCGCAUAGGAAGUCGUUAUGGUCUGCGGAAGGCGGUCGGAGCGGAGAACAUGAUCAAGCCACUGUCAGAAGAGUUGCCGAUCGGUCUCCAAAUCAAACUGGCUUGCAACGCACAGUCAUGUAAGGCUCGUUGUCCGCUGAUACGCACAAAUGAGAUCGAAUGACGAGACCGAGAAGAUGUACGUGCGAUCAUGCACCCGAGCGUCAGGGUGGAAUGGGCCAUUCCCGGCCGUCGACCAGAACGUCCCCGGGGUCGGGUAGGCGAGGCCAAGCGCGUAUUGCACGUCGAGAUUCGCCUCUUCUCCAGCAGCCGACAGACUUUGGUUGUUCGCACCGCCUUAUCGGGGAAAGUCAGCAGCGGCGGUGGGGAGGCAGGAAGGACAGACCGUUCACCGAAACGAACCGAAAGCUCGAGCCUUCAGCCUCGGGCAGCUGAUCGCGGUAAAAAGAAGCCAGAUCCUUGUGAUUAGCGUACUGAUCGAGAAACCCCGUAAUGCCGAUCGCGUUCUUCUUGGGGGCCCUCGGGGUGUAUCCAUCCGCGCUGUAAAGCUGCCUCAGACAGGCGAGCGUGAUCAUUGUUCCGCAGUCAGAGUCGACGGCAUGCUUAUCCUCCGCGGGCCUUGCUACCCGCUUCGGUGAUCGCGCAAACAUCGUGGUGGGCUGGAUAAGCUCAACGUGCUCGUGUAGGUACCCCGGCAGACUGUAGCUCGUCGUACGAGCAAGAAGCUCCCCGUCGUCGUGUCGCCAGAUAAAGUAUUCCUGCAGAUCCGCUCAGUGCUUGCUGACAACGCGUCGGUCGACAACUCACAGUGUCGAGCAUCUGCUCCAGAAUAGGCACGGGGACCGUCAGCGUCACCCAAUCCUCAGCGGGCGAGCGGUCCAGAGUGGUUGUGUUGAAUCCGAAUGUCGCAAGCCACUCGUCGACGAGAGCCAGCGUCGUCGAGCGCGGCCGCACGAGCGAUUCGACGUCCUGUUUCGUCAUAUGCGCGCCGUAGCGAGCAUGGUCCGGGUCGCUGAUUUCAUACAGUCGGCGCUCAAGCUCAUCAAAUUGACCCUGCAUCAAGGCAAUCCGCAGCCGCACAGACAGAUGAGGCGGCGCUCGGUCGAUCCGCGUCCAUCCCGCAGGCGGGGCGUCGAUAGAUUCCUUGAUUCUGGACACACGGUCCGGCACGAGCGCGCCACUGGCCGCCAGAAAGAAGUCGAGGACCAAAGCCAAGAAGAAAAGCAUCGUCUUGAUAUUCUCUGACCUCCACGGUCCACUUAUAUCCUGCCCAGAAGACUUUCAUUUGGGCCACGAGCGCUCUAAUCGCGCCUGGUGGCGGUUCGGUAAAAUUCCAGCGUGCACACACCAUCCGGGGCUUCUGCGAAAGGACUUCGAAAGACAAACAGGCAUCUGAGACUUCUGAGCGGCUGAAGCUUUGAAGGAUUGCGUCGGAAAGUAUGCACAGAACAAUUCGCGGGAAGGAGAUAUACAGGAUCGCGAGGCAGAUUUGAUCGUCACAAGUAUCUUCUGGACCCAAAUUCACAGUCAAAUCUUUGCCCAGCUGCCAUAUGCGGCAUCUUCCGGAACAAAUAUGGCGAGCGAAGAAAGAUGCACUCCAGUCCUACUGCACUGCCGGAUCCAACGUGCAAUCGCAUCGAAAGGUGUACCAGAAAAGCAGCCGGCACAAAACACCUCAUACUACAUCGACCCGAUGCUACAUUCUACAGGACCUCGUUCAGAGAAACCUCACCCGAGCCACGCUUCAAUGGUUUGGGCUGACUAGGUGCGGGCUUCCAGCCGAUCUAGAUCGAAUAACGAUUAUUCUUUGAGACGAGGAACGACAGAGGACUUGCCAUAUAUAUUACUUGGAACGUUGCGGGGAUACUUCCGUCUUCCGAGCCAUGAAGUGCUGUGGUCCUUAUGUAUGCGACCCAGGACGCGAGUGGGAAGUGGUCUAACUCACCUGGGUAGAUCGCAGACGCAGCUGCCAGUGUGUCCCUUCGAAGGGCGCGUUUGGGCCCCAGAAUAGCAUUGCCUUCCCCCAUGCUACCAAGGUCAUCCAUCAAAGCCCACAUGUUCGGAUAGGCGACCUUGACUUCAUCGAUGUCGAUGGUAAGUAACGAGAAGCCAGCGCGUCCCAUUAGAUUAGAGAUAUCCCGUGUGUCUGAGCUGGAAUAAGCAAAGAAGGUCGGAAGAAUGGAAAGCCCUGAAAGCAGACUGGUCAUUGGGGAGAUACGGGCAGAGACCCCGCCUUCUCGUUCUACUUCCGCUAACUGCAGCGAAGUCCUGAGCUCAAAUAGCGUGUCACCGCCAAGCAUCGCGCCAAGGAAGAGUCCGUCUGGAACGAGCGCUUCGCGUAUCUGAGCAAGAGUACCUGCUCCCAAACGUGAGCAGCGCGCGCAACACGUACUGAAGAUGACGAGAACCUGGCAGGUCAUUGACCCAAUGCAAGCUAAGACACGACACAAUGGCCUCCUGCGAAUUGGGUUCCACGAUCUGGAGCAGGUUUUCUUCGUCUGCGUGGAUACGCUCGACUUCCACUACGUGUAUAGCACGGAUGAGUAUCAGGCCGCAACAACAUAUUACAUGGCGAGCGGCGAACCUUCGAAGUCCGAGUCCGGAUCGCGUCGUAGGGUGUUCUCUGGUAGGCAGAGCAGUUCAAGCAGCGUAAGAGACAGCAGAUGGACUUGACCAACCACUGGAGUCCACCAUAAUAACCUUACGCGCCUUGUCAGGCUCCAUAAGUUUCGUGAAGUGCCCUGGACCAGACCCCAGAUCAAGGAUAGUUCCAAACGUUCUUUUUAUGUCCUGAGCACAAUUGAGCGUGCCAAUAGAGCGGACCGCUGCACUUACCAUGAACCUCUCCAUCAUUCGGUCCGCGACUUCGUCGCGCACGUAAUCUACUGUCCUGCUGCCUUCGCGUAAAGCAGCGCGGUCUUUCUGGAUUCUCUUGACAUUCCUGUCAAAUACUUGGUAAGGCCCAAGAGUGUACGGAUUCGGGGCUGGUGACGCAGAGGAGAUGGCCGCGCGACGCGCGAGAGAGCGAAGCAUAGGUACGUGCGUUGGUGGCGGUGCUCAUGGCGGUGUCGCGUUGCUUGCGCCUGUUACCCGAUUCGUGAAAUUUCUGCCACUCCCGAAAUGUCCUCAGAUUCGGUCGCUAUCUUCGGAGAAGGGACGUUUGAAGAGCAGAUCCAAGAGCUUGUCAACUAUGUCGUCCGAAGCAAAUCAGAGGAGGAGCGCCCUGCGUCUAUCCGACCGUACCAAGAUGCGCUGAAAACUGAAGAAGAUGCGACGCCCCUUGCGGAGGAUGAUGAGCGUAGGAGAAAGGUCUUGCUGAUGGUGCUGGCCGAUGUCCAGUCUCUGGGAGAGGGUUCCGAAAAAGAGAUCGAAGGCUUCUUCAACUUAAUAUACGCUCACCUUCUCACUCUGUUCCCCGCCGACUCGCCCGACGUCAAGACAUCCGUCACCGCACUGAUCAAAACUAUCUCGUCUGCCCCGGUCGAGCAAGCCACCAUCAAAUACCGAUUGCUCUCUAACCUCUUCAACACCCUGCCGCGAAAAUCUCCGUUACGUCUCCAAGUAUACACCACCAUUUUGCAACUGGCAACCUCUCGCGAGGAACUCGAGGCCCUGCAACUCACCCGCGUUGAUGUCGAGAGAUGGUUGCUCGAGUGGGACGUUUCUGCCGAGGAGAAGAGCAGCUUCUUGAAGUCGAUCUCGGAGGCGUACCGCCAGGCCCAGCAGCUCCCCACUUCCUACGAAUACUCGAUCGCAUAUGUUCGGUCGCUCUCUGCCGGUUCACCAUCAUCAGAAACAGCGGCGGUCGAGCUCAUCGCCACCGCACUCCGACUGCCGUUCGUCUUCGAUUUUGAUCCUCUCUUCAAGCUCGAUGUGGUCGUGGCCGCCAAGAACCACGAACUCUUCGGACUUCUGCACAUAUUCCUCAACGACAGUCUGCCCGCGUUCUCGGCGUGGGCUGAUGCUCAUCCUGCCGCAUUCGAGACUUAUCACCUGAACAAGUCUCAACUGGCACGCAAGAUCCGUCUCCUCACUCUCGCAUCCCUGGGCUUCAAAAACAUCGGGCAAGAUCUGCCAUACUCGAAAAUCGCGGAAGCGCUCCAGGUCGAGGCUUCCGAGGUCGAAAAAUGGGUCAUCGACGUCAUCCGUGCGGGGCUUCUCUCGGGGAAGUUGUCGCAGACGGCGCAGACCGUGCGUGUGAUUCGUGCGACAUCGAGGUCGUUUGAGAAGGAGCAGUGGGAAUUGUUGGAGAAGCGACUAGUUGCGUGGAAAACGGGCCUCGCUGGUGUACUCGACGUCGUUGCUGCAGCACGGAAGCAGGCCGUGCCGAGCAGUGUUCUUCAGGCACAGGUGGCUGCUUGAUUCUAAGUGUAUGUAUGUAGCAUCUAUUGAAGACAGCCUUGCGCCGCUACCAUUCGCCAU
This is a messenger RNA of Mycena citricolor, 5467 nucleotides long. NCBI's taxonomy places the organism in Eukaryota, Fungi, Basidiomycota, Agaricomycetes, Agaricales, Mycenaceae. The record is from the annotation of a GenBank genome assembly.